AUGACAUCCAACAAAUACCGGUAUCACCGCUGUUUGCUGUUCAUUUUAGUUGUUCUCGCGGUCAGCAGCCUCCGCGUCGAUGCAUGCAGUUCAAACGAUACAGAACCGGGACAAGAAGUGCACCAACGGCAGAAACGUUUUCUCACAUUCCUGCCGUGGGGUGGUGUUGUGAAGGCGGUAUUUUCUUUUGUGGCGCCCGUCAAAUUCCAGCAUCGAGUGAAGCGAAGUGUGAAUUUGGCGAUUAAUUGUCAGGCAAAUUAUCCAGUUCCUGCGAAGAUAAUUUACCCGAUUCCGGAAAGUUAUUUUAAAAAUCGUGAUUUUGGUGAUAGUAAUUUUAUGGACAACAGUCGGGUUCAGCUGUAUCAGCUGUUGGAAAAAAUGAUCGGUUCCUGGAGUCCGAAUGGGCGUGCAUGUUUGCUACGAACGAUCUGCGAAGUGGCGGAUACUCCACUGAAGCAUAACGGACUGAUCGGGGAACUGCUUGACAUAAUAUUCACGUGA
Messenger RNA from Topomyia yanbarensis, 501 nucleotides. RefSeq lists its product as uncharacterized. Bases 1 to 501 code for a protein of 166 amino acids. The record is from RefSeq and is a predicted model, not a curated record. Lineage: Eukaryota; Metazoa; Arthropoda; Insecta; Diptera; Culicidae. The transcript has a single exon.